CUGCCAGUCCAGCACCGCCCUCCACGGGAGGUACGGGGAGUCCUCCUCCAGGAGACUCAGGUGGUAAAGAUUUAUCCUGCUGGGAAGUAGAAGAGCACCUCAUUAAAAAAGAUGCCUCCCAAGUUCAAGUGCCACCUGAAUGAUGAUGAUGUCGCAGGUUCUGUGAAAAGUAAAAGGAGAAAUCUUUUAGAAGAUGAUUCAGACGAAGAAGAGGACUUUUUUCUAAGAGGACCAUCUGGACCAAGAUUUGGACCUAGAAAUGAUAAAAUUAAGCAUGUUCAGAAUCAGGUGGAUGAAGUCAUUGAUGUCCUGCAAGACAGUAUUACAAAGGUAAUAGAAAGAGGGGAGAGACUAGAUGAACUACAGGACAAGUCAGAAAGCUUAUUGGAUAAUGCAACUGCUUUUAGCAACAGAUUCAAACAACUUCAAAGGCAAAUGUGGUGGUGCGGAUGCAAAAUAAAAGCCAUCAUGGCUUUGGUUGGUAUUAUUCUUUUGUUAGUGAUUAUCAUUCUUAUAGUUGUGAAAUACCGUACUUGAUUUGAUGACAGAUCUUCAUUAAACAAAAUCUGGGACAAUAAUAAUAAAAGGUUGCCGCAUAAUUUAAAUGAAACCCAUGUGUAUAACUUUCAAAGCUUCUUUUUCAAGAAAUUAAGAGGCAAGUAUCACUUCAAAUUGGAGCAUUGAGAAUCUCCAAUUAUCUCCCUCCCUUCCAACAAAAUGUUGCUUUUAAUAAUUAUGUUUGAGGCAAAGAUAACUAGCCUUGAUUUUGCCAUAUUCCAAGGGUCUAAUUUGAAACUAGAUACUUGCCAAUUCACUGUUGUAUAUAUAGUCAAACACUGAUAAGGAUAUUUCAUACUGUUAUUUUAAUGGCAUAAGGACUUGAAUUUAUUUAUUUAUUUUUUAUAGAUUAAUUCUUUUUUUUUUCAUUUAUUUUUAUUAGCUGGAGGCUAA
Molecule: messenger RNA, 951 nt
Organism: Dama dama (fallow deer)
Lineage: Eukaryota; Metazoa; Chordata; Mammalia; Artiodactyla; Cervidae
Product: vesicle-associated membrane protein 4-like
Exons: 1
Coding region: 112-537 (141 amino acids)
Biological process (GO): Golgi ribbon formation; vesicle-mediated transport
Cellular component (GO): membrane
Source: RefSeq, a predicted model, not a curated record